CCAAACCAGGUCCACCUCAAGGAAAACAAUCACUUCAUUGCUCCACUUGAACUUGCUACCAACUCCAAACCAGGUCCACCUCAAGGAAAACAAUCACUUCAUUGCUCCACUUGAACUUGCUACCAACUCCAAACCAGGUCCACCUCAAGGAAAACAAUCACUUCAUUGCAUAAGCCCAAGGAACAAUGAAGAAGAAAUCCUUAUUUCCUAUGAUGGUACUACUUUCCCUGGCAAUUGCAACCACUGCUGAGGAUUUCGAUUUCUUCUACUUUGUUCAGCAGUGGCCAGGUUCCUACUGUGACACCAAGAAAAGUUGUUGCUACCCAUCCACUGGAAAACCAGCUGCAGAUUUUGGCAUCCAUGGGCUCUGGCCUAAUUACAACGAUGGCGCUUACCCAUCUAGUUGUGAUCCUCGAAACUCGUUUGAUUCCUCGAAGAUUAAGGACCUGAUAGGCAGAAUGAGAGCAGACUGGCCAACCUUGGCAUGUCCAAGUGGUGAUGGCUCCAAGUUUUGGGCGCAUGAAUGGGAGAAGCACGGCACCUGCUCCGAAUCCAUUCUCGAUCAACACUCAUACUUCGAAGCAGCUCUCAACCUCAAGAAGCAAGCGAACCUCCUUCAAAUCCUACAAGAUGCAGGAAUCGUACCAGAUGGUGGGUACUACAAGUUGAAUAACAUCAGCAAAGCAAUCCGAGAAGCAAUUGGUUUUACUCCAGGUAUCGAGUGUAAUGUGGACGAAUCGGGUAAUAGGCAAUUAUACCAGAUUUACAUGUGUGUGGAUACCUCAGGGACAGAGCUCAUUGAUUGCCCAGUAUAUCCAAAAAGCAAGUGUUCUUCACGAGUUGAGUUCCCUACCUUCUAGAGGUAGUCUUAAGCAUUUGCCUCUGGUCUUCAUGUCACAUUCCAUGCAUCCAGUAAUAAAGAGUUAUAGUUGCCUGUUCCAAUGAACAUAAUGGAUAUAUCCAAACUAUUGGUGCAACCAAGAUAGACUUUCUCGUGAUUAUAUUUUACCAAUGGAGGGCAUGCCAAUGUAUUACGACAUAUAAUUCAGGAAUUUGUUUGUUUAGUAGGUGGCGAGAAGUGAGGGUGGAUUAACUUAUA
Molecule: messenger RNA, 1099 nt
Organism: Phoenix dactylifera (date palm)
Lineage: Eukaryota; Viridiplantae; Streptophyta; Magnoliopsida; Arecales; Arecaceae
Product: extracellular ribonuclease LE-like
Biological process (GO): RNA catabolic process
Cellular component (GO): extracellular region
Molecular function (GO): RNA binding; ribonuclease T2 activity
Source: RefSeq, a predicted model, not a curated record